AUGUCCGAUCCAUCUCCAAUUUGCACCCCUACCCUAUUCUUGAAGGUUCCUGGGUCGCCAGUGGAAACCAGCUUGCAAGAGUUCAACAAGGAGCUUGGCGAAUCUACUGACUUUGAUGAUCUCGUUGAUAAAACGUAUGCUUUAUUGACACAGCAUCAAUUGAACAUUCAAGAGGCACUCGCGGUAUGGGAGACCCGGUUAACCCUUCAUUUAUUUAACAACCAACUAUCAUACGCCAAAAAGGAGGCUAUCAACUUGAAUAAUGCAUUAUAUCUACAGGAGAAUCCAAAUCCAGCCCCCUUGCCUGGAGGCAACCGAAGCAGAGGAAAUUCCGUGGGCUCGUCUACGCCUCCCUUGCAACCGAUCUAUCCAUUGCCUAAGAACAAGGCGGCCACCAUAGAAUACGACUUGCUCGUACUACUCUUGAGGCUCAAGUCUAUUCCCAACAUGAAUUUGAUCAACGAGUUGUACAAGCUCAACUUUCAAAUGAGACUCAAGUCGGACCUCGACGAGGACGUAUUGCGGAUGAAACUAAUUAAUUUGAGCUAUGACAUCAUGGUGAUACUCUCGGUUACCAAGAACCAUGCCACGUUGUUGAAUUACCUCCAUGGAUUACGGCUCGAAUUGGAACGCAUAGAGUCCAAAAGAGCCGCAUCUGCAAAAUCAGACGCUUAUUCAACCUACCUCUCGAACGUCAUCCUUGUUCAGAUAAUCAUCGAGUCAAUUGUGCAUAAACAGAAGAAGACCCCAUCGCUCGAGUUGAUCAUUGCAGCACAAUACGGCGAGCUGUUCAAAAGAAUUAACGAAGAGACCAAGAGAUCACUAAUUUAUGUGCUCCGUCACAUCCUGCCUACUAUUACCGAGAACCAAAUGGUUGCUUACGACAAGUCCGAAUUGUCCUUGGACGAUCUUAUCGGCCUAGUGGCUGAGGAUAAAAUUUCGGUCAGAAUAAUAUGCUCGAUGUUGGGCUUAUGGGACUUGUCCAAUAAUUAUGGGUUUCAGUUGUCUGGCGAAACCGAAAUUAGUUAUGGACCUGUGGGGACAAGUCUGACGAACCAAGUCACCAACAAUUGGUACAAGUAUAUAAACAAAGUGUAUGGGUUAGAGUAA
This is a messenger RNA of Suhomyces tanzawaensis NRRL Y-17324, 1110 nucleotides long. RefSeq lists its product as uncharacterized. The transcript has a single exon. NCBI's taxonomy places the organism in Eukaryota, Fungi, Ascomycota, Pichiomycetes, Serinales, Debaryomycetaceae. The record is from RefSeq and is a predicted model, not a curated record. The coding region runs from base 1 to 1110 and encodes 369 amino acids.